Molecule: messenger RNA, 651 nt
Organism: Rhizophagus irregularis DAOM 181602=DAOM 197198
Lineage: Eukaryota; Fungi; Glomeromycota; Glomeromycetes; Glomerales; Glomeraceae
Source: RefSeq, a predicted model, not a curated record
AUGGAAUAUUGUUAUAAUUGUAAUGAUUACACCGAUGAUUGUUACUGCUCAAGAUAUGGAGAUAGCUGCGCUACAUAUGAUGGCAUUUUAUAUGAGGACUCAUACGAUCAAAAUUGUCAAUAUUGUUUCGCAGGGGCUUCUUAUGGCGAUAAUUACUGCCCAACAUGCGGCGCUGCCUUCGGUACAGUAGCUACAGUAGAAGAGUCCUCAUACGAAAUAGUCUCAUACAAAAUUAAAGAAUCAGCAGAACCAUUGAUUGAAUAUGUUGAUAAAAAUGGUGGUAAAGCUGAAGUGAGUGCGCAAGUAGGAAAUCGUAAAAUAACUGCUACAUAUAGUCAAGAAGCUACAGAAAUUUCAUUUACUUCAUAUACUCCUGAAAUUGACUACGAUACAGAAGAUUAUACUCCUGAAAUUGACUACGAUACAGAAGAUUAUACUCCUGAAAUUGAAUACGAUACAGAAGAUUAUACUCCUGAAACUGACUUCGGUACGGUAGCUGAGUCCUCUUCAUUAAUUUCGAUCGAAGAAUUCGCAGACACCAUUAGAAAAUCAGCUGAGGUAACGGUCGAAUUUGCUGAACUUCAUGGUGGUAGUGUUAAAGUAAUUACGCAAUUAGAUGGUGUUGAAAUAAUUACUUCAUAUACCCCAUAA